AUGGCUUCCACUGUUCUUGGAAAGAGGACUCGCAGCUCGGCACGUGUCGACGCUUCUGAUGCAAAAUUGAACGUCGCAACACGGUCGAAGCGGAGGACGCAGUUUGUCAUCCACGAUGAGGGCGAGAUUGAGAACCCGUUUGUCACUCCCAAAAAGCAAAAUGCCCGGGCCGACGAUGCAAUGGACGUGGACGAGCCCCAAGAGAAACCCUCCACACGGCGCGGAAGGAAGACUGGGACGACACCUGCCAAAACUGUCGAGCCGUGUUCGCGGUUUCCCCUGUCGUCCUCCAAGGAAAACUCGCCCCAAAAAUCGCUGGUCGAUAUACCGGACAAGUUUGCGCCUACUCCCUCGACUCCCAGGCAUCGCGACGCGCUUGCUGCCAAGGUUGCCGUCACACCACGACAUCGCCUCAUUAUUCCCGGCCGACCACUGACACCCCGCACACCACAUACUCCAGGAACCCCGAGACAUACUGCUCCCACCGUCUACAACGAAGCACGACAAGUCUUUGCCAGAGGCUCGGCGCCUGCGGUACUCUUUGGACGUGAAAAUGAAAAGAAGGAACUCCAGACAUUCAUCACCGUCCGCACAAAGGGCUGCAAGUCUGGAUGCAUCUACGUCUCUGGGCCUCCCGGUACUGGAAAGAGCGCAUUUGUCAGCGAUGUUUGCCGUACAGUGUCAGACGAUGAUUCUGUUCAGACUGGAUACAUCAACUGCAUGAGCGUUAAGAAUGCUCGUGAUCUCUACAGGACGCUGCUGGAGGAGUUUGUCGACAUCACUGAGAUCGUCGAGGGCGAGGAGAUGGAGGCACUUAGGAACGUUUUCAUGCAGCGCGAAUCCUCCUACGUUGUUACCCUGGACGAGGUGGACCACCUCUUGGAGUUGGACAUUGACCUCUUCUACAACAUCUUCGAAUGGUCGUUGCAAAAGUCAUCCAGUCUGAUUCUUGUCGGUAUCGCAAACGCCCUCGAUCUUACAGAUCGAUUCCUCCCACGACUCAAGGCCCGCGGUCUCAAGCCACAGCUCCUUCCCUUUCUUCCAUACAACGCAGCGCAAAUAUCUUCCGUCAUCACCUCGAAACUCAAAGCGCUCCUCCCAGCAGGCAGCACCAGCCAACUCCCAUUUCUCCACCCCACCGCCAUCAUGUUUCUCUCCAAAAAAGUCGCUGCCCAAUCUGGCGACCUGCGCAAAGCCUUUGACAUCUGCCGCCGAGCAAUCGACCUCAUCGAAGCCGACACACGCGACCAACACGCAAAGAAGGCCACAGAAAUCACGCCUUCCCCCACACCCUCGCCCUCAAAAGCACCCUUGGUAGAAAACGACAACCUCGCUUCUCUCGCCCCCCGCUCCCCCUCAAAAGCCAAAGACCUCAGCACCGUCAUCGCCGCCUCCCUCGCUUCUCUUACCGUCGAAACCGCGCCCCGCGCCACCAUAGCCCACAUGGCCAAAAUCACCGCCGCGGUCUUCAGCAACGGCACAAGCCAACGCCUGCGCAACCUCAACCUCCAACAAAAAGCCGUCCUCUGCUCCCUCUCCGCCAUUGAAAAAAGACGCCGCGCCACAGCCGCAGACGCCGUUCUCUCCACUCCAUCCCGCUCACACACCACAUCCCCAACCAUCAAAGACCUCUUCGAAGCCUACACCGCCCUCUGCAAGCGCGAAAACAUUCUCCACCCGCUCAGCAGCACAGAGUUUCGCGAUAUCGUAGCCAGUCUCGAGUCGCUAUCGCUUAUUUCUGCAGUAGACGGCAAAGCUGGCUCCCUCGAUGUCUUUUGUGCUGGCACCCCGAGUCGACGCGGCAGAGCCAAGGCCUUUCCCGGUGUGGUUGUCGAAGAGCGGAGAGUCGCGAGUGUAGUCGGGGAAAAGGAACUCGCCGAGUCGCUUGUCGGGCCUGGUGCUGCUAUCCUUCGCGGUAUUCUGGACGCUGACGGUUAA
Messenger RNA from Bipolaris maydis ATCC 48331, 1938 nucleotides. RefSeq names its product P-loop containing nucleoside triphosphate hydrolase protein. NCBI's taxonomy places the organism in Eukaryota, Fungi, Ascomycota, Dothideomycetes, Pleosporales, Pleosporaceae. Gene Ontology annotation, biological process: DNA replication initiation; mitotic DNA replication checkpoint signaling; cell division. Gene Ontology annotation, molecular function: ATP binding; DNA replication origin binding; ATP hydrolysis activity. Gene Ontology annotation, cellular component: nucleus. The record is from RefSeq and is a predicted model, not a curated record.